Paramecium octaurelia is the source of this 8426-nucleotide messenger RNA. NCBI's taxonomy places the organism in Eukaryota, Ciliophora, Oligohymenophorea, Peniculida, Parameciidae. The record is from the annotation of a GenBank genome assembly.
AUGUGUAUCAGGAAGAUGUUUACGUUGCUAAUUAGGAUUUUAAAUAUUUAAUGGAAAUUGUGUAAUUUAAUAAAGGUAACAAUAGAUAAAGCACAUCAUUCAUUAAGUAUUUAUUUUGAUGCAAUUUUUGGAUGUGAUUUUUAGAGCGGAGGUGGCUAUUUAAUAUACACAAUUAAUACUACAUAAUAUUAAGUGAAUUAGAAUAAAACAGUAAUAAUAAAUAUUCCAUAAUCUUCACCUACAUUACUAAUCGCUUUCGAAUGUUAUGGAUCAAAUAAUAAUGUUUAAGAUAGAUAUUGUGCUUUUUCUGAUUAUUAAAUAGUUGUCCAUUAUUGUAGUCCAUUUUGUUUAGAAUGUUCUGAUGAAAAUACAUGCAUUUAAAUGGCAACUUUUGAUACUUCAAUUAUUAAAUUAGAUCCAUCUGAAUGUGGUCCUUAAUAAUUUCUCGAUUAUUAAUAUUUUAGAUGCGAGAAUUGUCCUUAAGAAUGCCAAGCUUGUUUUAAUGAAUAUGAAUGCACUUCGUGUUUCUAUCCAUAUAAACUAUAUGUUACUAGAUGUAUAUUAAUGUGUUCGACAAUUUAAUAUUUUAAUAUUGGAACUUAGUUAUGUGAAGGUAAAAUAAUACUAAGAUUUUAGACUGCAGUUUUAAAUGCAAAUAAUGUAGGAAUCAGAAAGAUUUUUGCAUUCAUUGUGAAGAAAAAAAUUUUCGUUAUUUAUAACUAAAUUAAUGUUUAUGUUAUGAUGGAUAUUACGAUGAUAAUACGGAACCUAAAUGUUAAGUUUGUAACAAAUUGUGUAAAAAAUGUUAUGGAUCAUCUAAUGAUCAUUGUACUCAAUGUAUUUAGCUAGAUAAAGUCGAGAAAAAAGGUGAUGUUUGUGAUUGCUAAGAAGGAUAUUACUUUGAUGAUUCUAGUUUUUAAUGCAAAUAGUGUAAUUAAAAAUGUAAGACUUGUUUUUCAUCAUUUGAUAAUUCUUGUCUAAGCUGUAAUGCAAAUGAAUACAGAAGUUUAUAGGGAAUCACGUGUAUAUGUUAAUUAGGAUAUUAUGAAGUUAGUGAUACCUGUUAAGCAUGUCCAUCAUCUGAAGAUGUAAGCUUAUCAUAAUGUUACAAAAAAUGUGGAAAUGAAAUAUUUAAAUGGCAUAAUGAAUUAUGUGACAUAGUUACAUGUUUGUCGGGCUUCUAGAAUAUUGACAAUUUAUGCAUCCCAAUAUGUGGAGACUUAAUAUUAUCAGGCGAUGAAGAAUGUGAAGAUGGAAACUAAGAAAUUAAUGAUGGUUGCACAAAUUGUAAAUUUUAGUGCCCAAAAUAAUGUUUGACCUGUAAUCAUUUAACAAUUUAUCCUUGCUCAGAUUUGUGUGGAGAUGGAAUUAUAAGUGGUUUUGAAGAAUGUGAUGAUGGUAAUAAUAUUUAAUCUGAUGGUUGUUAUCAAUGCAAGUUAGAAUGUUAAGUUUAAUGUACAAAAUGUUUAAGAGGUUUAUGCUAUGAUUGUUUAACAUAUGGGUGGAUUAUCAACAUUGAGACGUAGAAAUGUAUUGAGAAUUGCGGAGACUCAAUUGUUAUAGGAUCGGAAGAAUGUGAUGAUGGAUAUAAUCUAGAUGAAAAUGAUAAUUGUUUUUAAUGUAAGAGACUAUGCAGAAAUGAUUGCAAAACAUGUAGUUCUGAUGGAAUGAAUUGUUUAGAUUGUAAAGUUGUUGGUUUUAAACCUUAAAGUUAUUAUUGUGUCAAUAUUUGCGGGGAUGGCUACCUUGCAGUUGAUCCUUAUGGAAGAAAUACAGAGGAAUGCGAUGAUUUUAAUUUAAAUGACUAUGAUGGGUGCAGCUCGAUUUGUAAGUUUUAAUGUUAAACUUCUGUUUGUUUGACCUGUCUGAAUGAAAAAUGUUUAUAAUGCAUUGAUCAUUAUUACCUUGACGCUAAAAGCAAUAAAUGUUUAGAAAAAUGUAAUGAUAAUAUAAUAGUUGGAAAUGAAAAAUGUGAAGAUAUGAAUACUUUAUUAUAUGAUGGCUGCUAUAACUGUUAAUUAUCUUGUUAACCUAGUUGUUUAAAUUGUCAAAUUAAUGGUUGUUUGUAAUGUUAAAGAGGAUUUUAAUUGAUUGAAAAUAAAUGUCAAAAUAUUUGUGGAGAUGAAUUAAUUGUUCCUGGGGAAGAUUGUGAUGAUGGUAAUAUUGACCCUUUUGAUGGAUGUCAUUUUUGUUAGUUUCAUUGUGGUCCCGAUUGCUAAUUAUGUGUAUCAGGAAGAUGUUUACGUUGCUAAUUAGGAUUUUAAAUAUUUAAUGGAAAUUGUGUAAUUUAAUAAAGGUAAAAUAAUUAAAUUUCUCAAUAAGAAUAACUUUUGGAAUAUAAUCAUAUGAGUUAAUCUUAUAUAAAAUAUUGUCACUAAUAGAUCAAUGAUAUUUGUAUUAUUUGUGAAGAACAUUACUAUUUAAAUGCAAAUAGGUCUAAAUGUGAGAGUUAAUGUGGAGAUAAUUAUAUUAAUGAUCUUGAAUAAUGUGAACAUAACUUAAUUUAACAUAAUAUUAUAUGUUCGAGCUGCUAAUUUUAAUGUAGAGAUUACUGUGUUGAAUGCUUUUUUGGAUUGUGCCAAAUCUGUGAAUAGGAUUAUGUGCUCAUUGAUAAUCAAUGCCUUCUUAAAGCUAAGUGUGAUCCUGAUGAUGGUCUUUACUACAACCCUUUAAUUAAUUAAUGUUAUGACAUAUGCGGAGAUCAUUUAAAAUCUAUCUACGAAGAUUGUGAUGACGGUAAUUUGGAUCCAUAUGAUGGUUGUUUUGAAUGUAAAUAUUCUUGUAAUCCUCUAUGCCCAUUAUGCAUAGCUGGAGUUUGUACUGAUGAUGGCACUGCAUGUAAGAAAGGCUAUUAUUUUGAUUAAUAAAAUGUAUCUUGUUUUAGUGCUUGUGGUGAUGAAAUAGUAGCAGUGCCAGAUGAAGAAUGUGAUGUGCUCAACACUAGAAAAUGUUUAAAUUGUAAAUUAAUCAUAGAUAAUAAUUGUAAGACCUUAGAUGUAAAUAACUAAUGCUUAGUCUGCUUAGAUGGCUAUUAAAUAUAGGAUGAAUUAUGUGAACCUAAAUCAAACUAAAUUUGUGAUAUCCAAACUUGUAUGACUUGUGAAAAUAAUGUUUGCAUUCAAUAUUUUUAAGAUGUUAAUACAACCAAACAUAAUAAUAAUAAUAAUAUUAAUGCUUUAACAAAUUUAGUUGAAGCCAAGUGUGGAGAUGGUGUUAUCAAUUAAAAUGAACUAUGUGAUGAUGGUAAUUUAAUUAAUGGGGAUGGAUGUGAUUCAAACUGUUAACCUUCAAGAAAUAGCAUGUGCUUUUUAAAUGAAUGCAUUUAAAUCUUUUAUCCUGUCCCUUAAUUAAAAUUUGUUAAAUAAAUUGAAAAUUAAUAAAUUCUUUCUUUAACUUAUGAUCAGAAGAUAAGACUAUCUCCUAAUCGUACAUUGGAAUAAUACUUAAACUCAUUAUCUGGUUCUAUUGUAAACACUAAAGUAAAUGUUACAGUUGAAGCAAAUAAUUAACCAACUUAGGAUUUAGAUUAUGUUGAAAUCAUGAUAAAAAUUUUGUACUUCGAAAGAGCAGUUGAUCCUAUCUUUAUUCUAAAUUUUCUUGAUCUAAGCAUCAUCAUAAACGAAUAGGAAUUAGAAUAAGAAUAUUAACAAAUAUAGAUAUAACUCGUAUCUCCUAAUCUUUUAUCAAUCGAAGAAUAAAAAACUACUGGGUCUAUCAUUUAAUUUAGUUAAUAUCAAAUAUAAAUCAUAGCGGGAUUAGUAUUAGUUUCUUCUUUAAGUGGAAAAUUUUAGAUCAUAGAAAAUUAAAUAGAAAUGAUGUAAAUGCUCUAUUAUUACAAAUACAUUAAUAUUAUCAAGGGAUAAAAUUUGCUAAAGUUUUUUGAUACAUUUAAAAUAAUAUAGUUAGCCAACUUUUAUGAAUUUAUUGGAUUUUCACCCUAAUCCUUUAUAUUUUUCAAUGUAACUUCCGAAAAUUCACAAUCUAUCUUUGAGGAUGAUGGAAGAAGCUCAAAUUUUUUGGGUGCCUUUUUCGAAGUAUUCUCCAUCUUUUUCGUAGCCUAUUUCAGCCAUUUAUUCUCCCAAAUAAUAAUUAAGAAACUUAUAACGUUUAUUUCAUAAUUUAAAACAGCUACGCCAAACCUCUAUUAAUUAAAAUUAUUGAAUCAAUUAACAAAAAUUUUCAAAAAACUAUCGGGAAAUUAAUUUAAAGAAUAGUUUAAAAUAUUAUUCUAAUCUCUUAUAUAUGAAUAUGUUAUAAACAUGAUGUUAUCAUUUCAAUAUUAAAAUAACUACAAUUUAUAAGGAAUUCUAAGUUUAACCCUAAAGAUUAGUUUAUUACUCUUUAUAAUUUAAUAUUUAAUCAACAAAUAGAAUUAAAGAUUUAGCGAAUUUUAGUAUACGUAUAGUUGUAUCUAAAAGAUAAUUUUUAGUAUAAUUUUAGUAGGAUGUUUUCAAAGUCCUAUGAUNAAAAUAAUUAAAUUUCUCAAUAAGAAUAACUUUUGGAAUAUAAUCAUAUGAGUUAAUCUUAUAUAAAAUAUUGUCACUAAUAGAUCAAUGAUAUUUGUAUUAUUUGUGAAGAACAUUACUAUUUAAAUGCAAAUAGGUCUAAAUGUGAGAGUUAAUGUGGAGAUAAUUAUAUUAAUGAUCUUGAAUAAUGUGAACAUAACUUAAUUUAACAUAAUAUUAUAUGUUCGAGCUGCUAAUUUUAAUGUAGAGAUUACUGUGUUGAAUGCUUUUUUGGAUUGUGCCAAAUCUGUGAAUAGGAUUAUGUGCUCAUUGAUAAUCAAUGCCUUCUUAAAGCUAAGUGUGAUCCUGAUGAUGGUCUUUACUACAACCCUUUAAUUAAUUAAUGUUAUGACAUAUGCGGAGAUCAUUUAAAAUCUAUCUACGAAGAUUGUGAUGACGGUAAUUUGGAUCCAUAUGAUGGUUGUUUUGAAUGUAAAUAUUCUUGUAAUCCUCUAUGCCCAUUAUGCAUAGCUGGAGUUUGUACUGAUGAUGGCACUGCAUGUAAGAAAGGCUAUUAUUUUGAUUAAUAAAAUGUAUCUUGUUUUAGUGCUUGUGGUGAUGAAAUAGUAGCAGUGCCAGAUGAAGAAUGUGAUGUGCUCAACACUAGAAAAUGUUUAAAUUGUAAAUUAAUCAUAGAUAAUAAUUGUAAGACCUUAGAUGUAAAUAACUAAUGCUUAGUCUGCUUAGAUGGCUAUUAAAUAUAGGAUGAAUUAUGUGAACCUAAAUCAAACUAAAUUUGUGAUAUCCAAACUUGUAUGACUUGUGAAAAUAAUGUUUGCAUUCAAUAUUUUUAAGAUGUUAAUACAACCAAACAUAAUAAUAAUAAUAAUAUUAAUGCUUUAACAAAUUUAGUUGAAGCCAAGUGUGGAGAUGGUGUUAUCAAUUAAAAUGAACUAUGUGAUGAUGGUAAUUUAAUUAAUGGGGAUGGAUGUGAUUCAAACUGUUAACCUUCAAGAAAUAGCAUGUGCUUUUUAAAUGAAUGCAUUUAAAUCUUUUAUCCUGUCCCUUAAUUAAAAUUUGUUAAAUAAAUUGAAAAUUAAUAAAUUCUUUCUUUAACUUAUGAUCAGAAGAUAAGACUAUCUCCUAAUCGUACAUUGGAAUAAUACUUAAACUCAUUAUCUGGUUCUAUUGUAAACACUAAAGUAAAUGUUACAGUUGAAGCAAAUAAUUAACCAACUUAGGAUUUAGAUUAUGUUGAAAUCAUGAUAAAAAUUUUGUACUUCGAAAGAGCAGUUGAUCCUAUCUUUAUUCUAAAUUUUCUUGAUCUAAGCAUCAUCAUAAACGAAUAGGAAUUAGAAUAAGAAUAUUAACAAAUAUAGAUAUAACUCGUAUCUCCUAAUCUUUUAUCAAUCGAAGAAUAAAAAACUACUGGGUCUAUCAUUUAAUUUAGUUAAUAUCAAAUAUAAAUCAUAGCGGGAUUAGUAUUAGUUUCUUCUUUAAGUGGAAAAUUUUAGAUCAUAGAAAAUUAAAUAGAAAUGAUGUAAAUGCUCUAUUAUUACAAAUACAUUAAUAUUAUCAAGGGAUAAAAUUUGCUAAAGUUUUUUGAUACAUUUAAAAUAAUAUAGUUAGCCAACUUUUAUGAAUUUAUUGGAUUUUCACCCUAAUCCUUUAUAUUUUUCAAUGUAACUUCCGAAAAUUCACAAUCUAUCUUUGAGGAUGAUGGAAGAAGCUCAAAUUUUUUGGGUGCCUUUUUCGAAGUAUUCUCCAUCUUUUUCGUAGCCUAUUUCAGCCAUUUAUUCUCCCAAAUAAUAAUUAAGAAACUUAUAACGUUUAUUUCAUAAUUUAAAACAGCUACGCCAAACCUCUAUUAAUUAAAAUUAUUGAAUCAAUUAACAAAAAUUUUCAAAAAACUAUCGGGAAAUUAAUUUAAAGAAUAGUUUAAAAUAUUAUUCUAAUCUCUUAUAUAUGAAUAUGUUAUAAACAUGAUGUUAUCAUUUCAAUAUUAAAAUAACUACAAUUUAUAAGGAAUUCUAAGUUUAACCCUAAAGAUUAGUUUAUUACUCUUUAUAAUUUAAUAUUUAAUCAACAAAUAGAAUUAAAGAUUUNUUAGAUGUAAAUAACUAAUGCUUAGUCUGCUUAGAUGGCUAUUAAAUAUAGGAUGAAUUAUGUGAACCUAAAUCAAACUAAAUUUGUGAUAUCCAAACUUGUAUGACUUGUGAAAAUAAUGUUUGCAUUCAAUAUUUUUAAGAUGUUAAUACAACCAAACAUAAUAAUAAUAAUAAUAUUAAUGCUUUAACAAAUUUAGUUGAAGCCAAGUGUGGAGAUGGUGUUAUCAAUUAAAAUGAACUAUGUGAUGAUGGUAAUUUAAUUAAUGGGGAUGGAUGUGAUUCAAACUGUUAACCUUCAAGAAAUAGCAUGUGCUUUUUAAAUGAAUGCAUUUAAAUCUUUUAUCCUGUCCCUUAAUUAAAAUUUGUUAAAUAAAUUGAAAAUUAAUAAAUUCUUUCUUUAACUUAUGAUCAGAAGAUAAGACUAUCUCCUAAUCGUACAUUGGAAUAAUACUUAAACUCAUUAUCUGGUUCUAUUGUAAACACUAAAGUAAAUGUUACAGUUGAAGCAAAUAAUUAACCAACUUAGGAUUUAGAUUAUGUUGAAAUCAUGAUAAAAAUUUUGUACUUCGAAAGAGCAGUUGAUCCUAUCUUUAUUCUAAAUUUUCUUGAUCUAAGCAUCAUCAUAAACGAAUAGGAAUUAGAAUAAGAAUAUUAACAAAUAUAGAUAUAACUCGUAUCUCCUAAUCUUUUAUCAAUCGAAGAAUAAAAAACUACUGGGUCUAUCAUUUAAUUUAGUUAAUAUCAAAUAUAAAUCAUAGCGGGAUUAGUAUUAGUUUCUUCUUUAAGUGGAAAAUUUUAGAUCAUAGAAAAUUAAAUAGAAAUGAUGUAAAUGCUCUAUUAUUACAAAUACAUUAAUAUUAUCAAGGGAUAAAAUUUGCUAAAGUUUUUUGAUACAUUUAAAAUAAUAUAGUUAGCCAACUUUUAUGAAUUUAUUGGAUUUUCACCCUAAUCCUUUAUAUUUUUCAAUGUAACUUCCGAAAAUUCACAAUCUAUCUUUGAGGAUGAUGGAAGAAGCUCAAAUUUUUUGGGUGCCUUUUUCGAAGUAUUCUCCAUCUUUUUCGUAGCCUAUUUCAGCCAUUUAUUCUCCCAAAUAAUAAUUAAGAAACUUAUAACGUUUAUUUCAUAAUUUAAAACAGCUACGCCAAACCUCUAUUAAUUAAAAUUAUUGAAUCAAUUAACAAAAAUUUUCAAAAAACUAUCGGGAAAUUAAUUUAAAGAAUAGUUUAAAAUAUUAUUCUAAUCUCUUAUAUAUGAAUAUGUUAUAAACAUGAUGUUAUCAUUUCAAUAUUAAAAUAACUACAAUUUAUAAGGAAUUCUAAGUUUAACCCUAAAGAUUAGUUUAUUACUCUUUAUAAUUUAAUAUUUAAUCAACAAAUAGAAUUAAAGAUUUAGCGAAUUUUAGUAUACGUAUAGUUGUAUCUAAAAGAUAAUUUUUAGUAUAAUUUUAGUAGGAUGUUUUCAAAGUCCUAUGAUUUAAAUAUAGCUUUGUGCUGUUAAUGAACUAUUGUAUUUUACCUUUCUUUUUUUAAAAAGAAAUAAAUUAGAAAAAUUAGAGGGUUUUAAGAAAUAAUUUAAGCAUUUAACGUUUUUCUUUAUGAAUGUGAUUUAUUCGAUUCAUGAAUUUUCAAAAAACAAUUCGCAGCACUUGGUUACUCUUGGAUGGAUCUAAAUUGGAAUUAUGAGUUUAAAUUUAAGCCUUACUUUGUUAUUAGAUAUUUAUAUAUUAUUAAAGCCAGUUUUUUAGAAAGUUGGUUAAGCAUGGCUUAAAAAAUACUUUUAGAAGCAAACAAGAGGAUUUGCAAAUCAUCAACUUUUCGAUUAAAGUGAUUCAAACAUAAAACCAUCAGGAAUCCAAAGAGUGUUUUAUAAAUGA